Actinia tenebrosa (Australian red waratah sea anemone) is the source of this 5624-nucleotide messenger RNA. RefSeq names its product cilia- and flagella-associated protein 46-like. The record is from RefSeq and is a predicted model, not a curated record. Lineage: Eukaryota; Metazoa; Cnidaria; Anthozoa; Actiniaria; Actiniidae. Gene Ontology annotation, molecular function: protein binding. Gene Ontology annotation, biological process: axoneme assembly; cilium movement involved in cell motility.
GGCGGAACCCUCUGGAAAAAAACGUAGCACCAGUCUAUGAGAUCCUGUUUUAAGUGAUAUAGGCGUUUUAUCGGCUCAAAAAAACAUCUGAUGAUGGAUAACAAUAUAAGAAAUCUUAUCCACGUUGCUUUAGAAGAAAAUAACUUUAAUUCGUUAAAUGAAGCAUAUUCAAAACUGAAGAAGGAGCGCCAGUCGCCAAGCGACAAGAUCGAUGCAGUGUCACCAGAUCUCUUCACUCUUUGCGCUGAAACGGCAUUUAAACUUGGUCUACGAGAUAUGGCAGAAGACUGUAUCAAGAUGUUUUUUAUGAAGACACCUCCAUCUAACCAGUUUUUAUGUAGAACUUAUCUUUGUCAAGCGCAGCUCAGUGUUCCAACAUCUCCAAAGAAAGCUGAGCAGCUGGACAAAGCUGUUGAUUACAUUCUAAAAGCAAUCAACUUUGCUAGAAAAAAUCCAAGGUAUUACUUUCUGGUAUAUAAUGCAUCAGUAUUGUACUGGCAAUUCUGUCGUCCUUUCCUCAAGCCCAGUUUUCGUCAGUACUUGGCAAGAAGUCUUCACCAGGUCGUUAAGGCUCUGGAUGACAUUGAUGAUAAAGAUUAUGACUGGAGAGCACAGCUGAUGAUAGCUCUUAUAGAGUGUCAUGUCGACGCUGGACGUAAAGAAGAUGCAGUUCAAGUCAGCAAUGCCACACUAUCGUUCACCAAGAGUUAUGUCCCUACUCUGUACACUACUGUACUGGGUUUGCAGGCAAGUAGAAGCAUGACCAACCUAUCACAUCAAUCACAUCAGUCCAUCCAUCAAUGAUGGUUAUAUAAUUUUCUCCCUUAUCUCAAUAUUAUUGUAAGUGUUUUGGAGGCAGGAGAAAAAGUAGACAUCCACCAAGAGCUGGGAAAGAUCUACAAGAUGAUAGUGAAAGGAGGAUUAGAUACAGACAGAUCUAGUACUGAGAUGUCUAACACACCUGUCAGCAAUUUUGCCAGCUCACCGAUGGCUAAUGGAGUAUCUGACAAGGUGCCCCUUYUGAUUGAUCUAACAAGGCUUUGCCUAGAAAAUGACUGCCACGAACUUGCAGCAGAUUGUUUGGAAAUCUUAAAAGGACCCACAUGCAUAAAGGAUAAAGCUACGUCAUUUGAAGUAGAGUUUAUGAAGUUUGAUUUGAUGGUGAAAUCUCUUGGAAACAAGAAAGAAAAUUACAGCAAAAAUGUAGUUGAGACAAGACUGCAGGCAAUCAAGAAACUGGAACAGUAUCUGAUCACAGCUUCAAGGCUUGGGAAUCCAAAUGUAAUUCAGGCUGGUUGUGUCACAUUAUGGAAUUUGUCCCUGCCAUUGCUACAGCCAAACUUGAGACACCACGUGCGCAAGCCAUUAACCUUAGUCGCACAAUUGCUGGAGGAUAUUGAUAGCUUAAAAGCUAUGAAUUUAUCACAGAAAUUGGCUCGUUCCAGUGACGAUUCCAGUACUGUCCGCAUGAAGCGAGCUUCUUUAGUCAAAGCAGGAGAAGCCCUAUCGCCUGAUGCAUUCGUGCAGGUCCUUGAUAGUGAAAGCGACACUAAAGAUCCAUCCUCUACUAAAGGCCCUCCCACCCUACUCAGCAAACUAGGUGGCAGAGCUUCUCAGUAUCAGAAAGCUGUUAGUAAAGCAGAUGGACAUCUGAAGAGACUGGGCAAUGAAAAUGACCAAGAAAGAGUUCGUAUUUGGGUGGAUCUUGCCAAAACGGCACGUAAACAACACGUAUGGGAUGUGACGAGGGUGGCUGCUCGAUUCUGCUUGCUUUAUGACAACGGGCGUUGGUCAAAAAGAGGAGCUAGCGGAAGGAGUAACAUACAGUCUGAUUCUGAUGUAGCAGAAGACCGGUCUGUUGUCGGGACAACCAAGUCUCCUGCACCGGAAAAACGUGUUUCUGGCGAUUCAAACAAGCUCGACCCCACAGGGAUGAAGUUACUACAUCCUGAGGGCAUGACACCAUUCAAGAAAGAGCAAGAUAUCAUAAGGAACCUGGCGGAAGUACAUUUUAUUUAUGCAGAGGGAUUAGUACAUCUUCUAAGAAAAGAAGGAGUUCAACUUGGAGAUUUUCCUGUACCUCCUGAAGAAACGGUUAAAUUACGACCCAAACGUUACGAUGAUCAACAGCUGAACGUUCAAGAGCAACCUGAAUGGGUGACAUAUUGCAAAUGGAUUGAAUCAUUAUCAGCAGAAGCCAUCUACUCUUUUCAGCGUGCGGCAGAGUUGGGUGUAGAAUUGAACGAGCCUUGGCUCAUUUGUAACUCGGCUGUGUACCUGUGGAAUUACACCAACCAUAUUCUUACCCAAGGACGAUUCRAAGAAAUCGUUCCUAUCUAUACACCAGUAUUGGAGGCUAUGAAAACUACAGGCCAUGCUGGUGAAACAGAAUUGAUGUGUAGGUUAAGUAAUGCUAUUGCACAGGGUCUAAUGCAGCCAUGGAUCCCAGCAUUACCUACCCAGUCUGAUACUACAGGCAAAGAGAAGACAGACAAGCAACAACCUGAGAAGCCAGCUAAGGGCAGGCAGAGUGGAAAAGGAACAAAAGGCGUUUCGUCUAAGACAAAUGUUCCGAAUGUUUCUGUUGACCCUGAAGGAACUGGAGAUCUUAAGAAAGCUGUUGAUCUGUUGGAGUUUAUGAUGACUUUAACAAACGGCAACGAUCCAAAUAACUUGGUUCCUAUUGCUUUAAGACACCCUCUGAUCAAAAGCUGGGUCUUUUGUAAGCAGUUAUUGAGCCAACCAAUCCCUAAGAAUCUUGGCCAUGAUGAUGAGAAUACUCACAGUCAAGGGCCGAUGUCGAAAGCCUUAUGUGCAGUUGAGAUGGUUUCUCUACAGGGAAAUGGUUUGCCAGAACUGCAGCCAUGUCCAACUUUACCCGAGAUUGUGAAAAUGGUAGAGACAAGUACGUGGAGUGAUCGUUUGGUUGAACUAGAGAUUUGGAGUAGACUGGCUGUACUCGCUUAUAAAAACGACAAUCAUUCUCUUGUUAUGCACUGUGGAGAGAAAACUAUGGCAUUUGCAGCGAGUGACCAAUGUUUAGCCAACAAGCAUCCCAAGAAAAUGGACAGUGUAUUCAAGCACAAGGUGGUGGUCGAACAAGAAAUGUUGUACUUCGCUAGUGUAGUAAUGGGACAAAGUCUAAUCAGGAACAUGCAAGGAAGGAAUGAAAUACGCAGAGACGCUCUUGUUUGUUUUGUCAAUGCCUGCAGGUUUGGGCAGCAAGCAAGUAAUUACGAACUAGUUAUUACGGCUGCCCGCCACUACUGGAAUGCUAUAAAGCCAUUUAUUAGUGAGCCAAUAGAAAGAGAGCUUUUGAAGGAUCCACUGGAAGCUGUUCUUGGAUGCAUAGCUGCAGUGGCGGAAAAAACCAUGGGUAAAGAAGACGAGGAAGAAGAUGAAACUGAUGCACCAACUGAGACGAAAACUGCUUCAAAACCAAAAUCAGUCAAAAGUAACAAGGCAGGAAAAGACAAGAAAGACAAGGAAAAGUCCUCUGACAAAAAGAAAGACAAAGCAAAAGUGGAUAAGAAUAAAAUAGGUAAAAGUGGUAAGGUAGAUUCUUCAGAUGGUAAAGGUACCGAAGGAAAACAAGACCAAGAAAGCAAAACUGCAUCUUUACCAAGUGCUUUUGAUGAAGAGCUAAUGAUGAGAGCUGCAAUGUAUGGCGUUCUGUUUCAGGCAUACGCUGAUAAGUGUGACUGGAAACAAGGUUUACGAGCAAUGGAUCAAGCAGUCAAGGACAUGCCCAGAACACAUCACAGAUUGUUGAUAUUCAAGCAUCGUGUGAUUACAAAUGCUAAGCUUGGAAGGAAUGUAUUAUUUGACAUGGGAAAAUUCAAGAACGAAAGUGAUGACGUCAUAUCAUCCAUGUGGAGGCACGUGGCGCUAAACUCCAAGGAUCCACUGGACCAACUCACUGCUUAUCAGAAUGCAAUAGAAGUGCUGGAGAGUCCAGAAAGUGAUUGGCAGAAAGUAGAGUAUCUUGUUGAGUUUGGUGAAUGGCUGUUUGUUAACGAAUACCCGAAAACUGAUGCUAUGGAUCAGUUCCUUUGGGCAGCUGAUAUACUGAUUAACAAGACAUCAAAGGAAGGCGUAUCUCCCACUCUAGAAAGAGAAGGAGACGGUAUGAGUGACACCAGCAGCCCAAAUGCAACCAAAUAUGUUCCUCGUCGACGUGAGUCAGUGAUUGGUCAACGGCCAUCUGAAAUCGCUAUUAAAACAGAAGAAAUGACCGAUGUACGUCAGCUGGAGACGCUGUGUCGUAUUCACGUUAUGUUGGCUCAAGUGGCUGGUAGAUCAUCACCACACUAUGCAGACUAUAUCUUGAUUUCCAGCGGAUUUGUUCACCGAAUACUUGAGAUAUCAAUCCACUCGGCUGAAAAAAUGAUCCGUGAAGGUGGAAAACCAGGUGAACGAGCUCCUUCCAAGAAAGGCAAAGACAAGAAAGAGUCUCAGAGUAAAUCUGAAAAGGCCGGCUCCAGAUCCUGUCUGCCUUUAUCGAUGGAGGCUUGGUCGACGUUCGAACUACCAGAGAAGCUUCAAGAGUACUUCAAACAAGACAUCACAGGGUCAAUGAUCAGCAAAAACAGCAUCAAAAAACCGAUGCUGGCAAUGUACUACCUAAAUACACUAGUUAAUGAUCUCGGUGAGCUAGGUUAUCAUCAGCUGGGGCUACCUGUGUUAGUCAUGUCACAAGUCAUAGCGGAUUUGAUACUGGAGCAAGAACAUCUUCAGCGACUUGUUCACCUCAGGAUAAUGCAGCUGUGUCAGCAGCUGAACCUCUUGUCUGGUGCCUCCCUCCAUGAAAGACUUACCGGGAACUUAUACCUAACAGAACAAGAACAGGCAAAGUCUCGUGAGGAGAUCGAGAUUUGGAAGGAAAAGCAAAGGCAAGUCAGUAUUGAAGAAGAGCGUACCAGAGCAACUAAAAGCAUCAUAUUUGAUCACAAGCCCAGUAACCUUGACAACAGAUCACGUGGUCCUGGAUUAGCGAACAGUGACGUAGAGUAUGAACCCUGGAAUAAGUACAAAACGGUGAUAAGUGGCGUUAAAAACAGAGAAGUGUGGACUGCUCAGGCUGAAAUACUUAUAAACCAGGGUCAUUACCAAGUUGCAAGACAGCUACUAUACGAAGCCAACAUAUCGGCCAGGGCAUUUGAAGACCAUUCCACACUAGCAAAGAUCUUGGUACAGCUAGCUGUUCUUGCUCUUGCCGAGUCUAACUGGGGUCAGGCAAUAUCCUUCCUUAAAGAAGCGCAGGUUUGUUAUCGACAUGUUUCUUUUUAUAGUUUACAUUUUAUAAAGGCGCUCUGUAAUGUUUUGUAUUAAGUUUAGACUGCUUUAUACGCAUGAAAGGUMAUUAGUAAUAAAUAUAGAUCACUACCGCAAUUUCUAUACGCCCUUUUUCUAUACGUCUUUUACGUCUAUGUCCGGUUCAAAAGAUGGAACCUUAGAAUAAAAACAAGAUCAAAUAGAAUGAAGAAUGAAAAUCAAACACUAAAUGCUAACCAAUCUCCUGCUACUUCCAACCAACAUCGUACAGCAUAGGUCUGUUAAACUGAAAAUAGCAAGAAGGUCCGCCUGUUCGUUUGGCUAAUUCUAACCUCAAACUAUAGUUACCU